Messenger RNA from Nicotiana tabacum (common tobacco), 2814 nucleotides. The record is from RefSeq and is a predicted model, not a curated record. NCBI's taxonomy places the organism in Eukaryota, Viridiplantae, Streptophyta, Magnoliopsida, Solanales, Solanaceae.
UUCUNCUCUCUGUAUUUGGGAAUAACUAUUAACUACCUUUCAUUCUGUCUUCUUGGCUUUCCUUAAACUUCAUCUCCACUUCUGUGAAGAUUUCAGCUAACUGUUUUCCAACUCACUAGCCAAGAACACAUUUUCUUUCCCCUUUGACUCUGUUUUCUUCUUCUAUUGUUAAAUAUUUUCAAUGGAAGCUGCUUGUGUAGAGGAUUGUUGUGUCAAAGUGGCAGUUCAUAUUAGGCCGCUUAUUGGAGAUGAGAAGCUUCAAGGUUGCAAAGAUUGUGUCUUUCUAGUCCCUGGAAAGCCUCAGGUGCAAAUUGGCUCACACUCAUUUACUUUUGAUCAUGUUUAUGGGAGCAGUGGUUCACCCUCAGUUACAAUGUUUGAGGAGUGUGUGGCCCCUCUUGUUGACGGUUUAUUCCAAGGAUAUAAUGCCACUGUCCUUGCGUAUGGCCAGACAGGCUCUGGGAAAACAUACACCAUGGGUACUGGUUUCAAAGAUGGUGGCCAAACUGGACUCGUUCUGCAAGUUAUGAAUACUUUGUUUAACAAGAUUGAGACCUUGAAACAUCAGUCAGAAUUCCAGUUGCACGUAUCCUUCAUUGAGAUACAUAAAGAAGAAGUAAUAGAUUUGCUGGACCCUGAUUCUAUUAGCAAAUCAGAGACAAUAAAUGGGCACACAGGGAAAGUAGCCAGCCCAAGGAAACCACCAAUACAGAUCCGUGAAACAUCAAAUGGUGUUAUUACAUUGGUAGGAUCAACUGAGCGUAGUGUAAAAACACUAAAGGAAAUGGCUGAUUGCCUGGAGCAAGGAUCACUUAAUAGGGCCACCGGCAGUACAAACAUGAACAACCAGUCAAGUCGGUCUCAUGCCAUCUUCACCAUUACACUGGAGCAGAUGCGCCAGCUCAACCCGAUGGAUUCAAAUGAUGGCCAUAGCAGUGAGUGCAUGACUGAAGAAUAUCUUUGUGCCAAGUUGCAUUUGGUGGAUCUUGCUGGUUCAGAGCGAGUCAAAAGAACGGGAUCAGAUGGUCUCCGUUUUAAAGAAGGAGUUCACAUUAAUAAAGGCCUUCUUGCACUUGGAAAUGUUAUUAGUGCACUAGGCGAUGAGAAAAAGCAGAGAGAAGGUGCUCAUGUUCCAUAUCGAGAUAGUAAACUCACUCGGCUCCUGCAGGAUUCACUUGGCGGUAACAGUCGUACUUUCAUGAUAGGUAGGUCUCUAUAUGGACCCCGAUUGAGGAAGUUGAGACCUGUUGUUUGGGAGUCCUCAGUAGCAUGCAUUAGUCCUGCUGAUAUAAAUGCUGAAGAAACUCUGAACACUCUUAAAUAUGCAAAUCGUGCUCGGAAUAUUCAGAACAAGCCAGUAAUAAAUAGAGAUCCAAUGUCUAAUGAGAUGCUGAAGAUGCGCCACCAACUAGAGUAUUUGCAGGCAGAACUCUGUGCCCGUAGUGGAGGUGCUUUUUCUGAUGAAAUACAGGUGCUUAAGGAUAAGAUUGCAUGGCUUGAAGCUACUAAUGAAGAGCUAAAUAGAGAACUAAAUGAGUACCGCAGAAGAGGCUCUAGCACUGAGCAAUAUGAAACAGAAGUUAAAGUUAGUGGUGCCUUUCCAGUGAAAAGUGAAGGCCUUAAAAGAGGCUUGCAAAGCAUUGAUUCAUCUGGUUAUCCUGUGAAAGAAAAUGGUGAUCCAGGAGAUAUGGAAGAAGAAGCAGCAAAAGAGCGGGAACACACUCUCCUGCAAGACUCCUUAGACAAAGAAUUGAAUGAAUUAAAUAGGCGUUUAGAGCAGAAAGAGUCUGAGAUGAAACUUUAUGGAGGCUUUGACACCAUGGCUCUGAAGCAGCACUUUGGUAAGAAGAUUAUUGAACUUGAAGAGGAGAAAAGAGCUGUGCAGCAAGAAAGAGAUCGAUUAUUAGCUGAGGUUGAAAACCGUGCUGCUAAUUCUGAUGGACUGUCCCAGAAAUUGCAAGAUAUGCAUUCCCAAAAGCUAAAAUCACUUGAAGCACAGAUACAAGAUCUUAAGAAGAAACAAGAGAACCAGGUUCAGCUUUCAAAGCAAAAACAGGAGAGUGACGAAGCAGCAAAGCGCUUGCAAGAUGAAAUGCAAUCAAUCAAGGCGCAGAAGGCACAACUGCAGCAAAAAACUAAACAAGAGGCUGAACAAUAUCGUCUAUGGAAGGCAUCUCGGGAAAAAGAAUUGGUGCAGUUAAGGAAGGAGGGGAUGAGGAAUGAGUAUGAAAGGCAUAAAUUGGUUGCUCUGAAUCAGCGCCAAAAGAUGGUUCUCCAACGAAAGACAGAGGAGGCUGCAACGUCAACCAAGAGAUUGAAGGAGUUGCUAGAAGCACGUAAAUCUUCAGCUCGUGAAAACUCAGCGACUGGCAAAGAAAAUGGAACAAAUGGACAGAGUUAUGAGAAAUCAUUGCAACGUUGGCUUGAUCACGAGCUUGAGAUUAUGGUGAAUGUUCACGAGGUUCGGCAUGAGUAUGAAAAGCAAAGUCAAGUACGAGCUGCAUUGGAAGAAGAGCUAGCUAUUUUGAGACAAGUUAAUGAAUUUGCUUCAAAAGGACUGAUCUCUCCUAAGGGAAAAAAGGGUCUUUCUAGGGCAUGGUCAAUGUCACCUAAUGCAAGAAUGGCAAGAAUUGCUUCUCUUGGGAAUAUGCUUAGCAUUUCAUCCAACUCUCUAGUUGCCAUGUCUUCACAACUUUCGGAAGCAGAAGAACGAGACCGUGCCUUCAGCAACCGUGGACGUUGGAACCAGCUACGUUCAAUGGGGGAUGCGAAAAAUUUACUCCAAUAUAUGUUCAGUUCUCUUGCGGAUGCAAG